Molecule: messenger RNA, 1896 nt
Organism: Didymella exigua CBS 183.55
Lineage: Eukaryota; Fungi; Ascomycota; Dothideomycetes; Pleosporales; Didymellaceae
Product: glutamate decarboxylase
Exons: 4
Coding region: 179-1813 (544 amino acids)
Biological process (GO): L-glutamate catabolic process
Cellular component (GO): cytosol
Molecular function (GO): pyridoxal phosphate binding; glutamate decarboxylase activity
Source: RefSeq, a predicted model, not a curated record
CUGCACAGCUGUGGAGGGCUCGAAGUACGUGCAGACAGUACGAAAUGUUGUUCGCAUUAACGCGCCAUGUCGUCAUGGCAGAUUGGUGUAUAUACACAGUCGAUGGUAGCGUUGAGCUUCGAUUAUUACUACCCAGCUCCUACACCAACUAGCAUCACCACUCCAAACUCUAAUCACAAUGGUUCUCGCGCGACACAUCGAUCCCGAUGAGCUCAUCGAGACCCUGAAGGAUCACCCUCUUCACAAGGCUGGUGCUCACAAGCGAGGAGUCAGCCAUACCACCCCAUAUUCAUCAAGAUAUGCCGCGAGUGUUGAGUUGUCGAAAUACAAGAUUCCUCAGGAUGGUGCGCCAGCAGACACCGUCCACCAGCUGCUCAAGGAUGAGCUGGACCUCGAUGGCCGUCCCAGUUUGAACCUGGCCUCAUUUGUUGGAACAUACAUGGAGCGCGAAGCCGAAGCCCUCAUGAUUGAGAACAUCUCAAAGAACAUGUCAGAUGCUGACGAGUACCCUGCAAUGAUGGACAUGCACGCACGUUGUAUCUCAAUCCUUGCUCACCUCUGGGGCGUUCAGAAGGGUGAGAAGGCCAUUGGUUCUGCCACAACAGGCUCCAGUGAGGCUAUCCACCUCGGUGGACUGGCCAUGAAGAGGCGCUGGCAGGAGAAACGUAUGGCCGCAGGCAAGGAUACAUCGAAGCCUAAUAUCAUCAUGGGUGCCAACGCUCAGGUUGCUCUUGAGAAGUUUGCCCGCUACUUUGAGGUUGAGGCCCGGAUUCUGCCUGUGUCCGAGAACUCGUCGUACCGCUUGGACCCUGAGCUGGUGAAGAAGAACAUCGACGAGAACACAAUCGGCAUCUUUGUGAUUCUUGGUAGCACGUACACGGGCCACUACGAGCCCGUUGAGGAGAUCCACGACAUCCUCGAUGCUUACGAGAAGGAGACCGGCAACGACAUUCCUAUCCACGUGGAUGCAGCGUCUGGCGGUUUCAUCGCACCUUUCACCCAUGCUAAGGCUGGCAAGAAGUGGAACUUCGAGCUGCCUCGCGUGAAGUCGAUAAACACUAGUGGCCACAAGUUCGGAUUAGUCUACGCAGGUGUUGGCUGGAUCAUUUGGAGAGACGAAAGCUACCUGCCGAAGCACUUGGUUUUCGAGCUGCAUUACCUUGGUGGCACAGAAGAGUCGUACACACUCAACUUCUCUCGGCCCGGAGCGCAGAUCAUUGCACAGUAUUAUAACCUGAUCCACCUGGGGUUCAAUGGAUUCCGCAGCAUCAUGGAGAACACACUCGCCAAUGCGCGCUUGUUGAGCAGGGCGCUGGAGCACACCGGCUGGUUCCGCUGUGUCAGUGAUAUCCACCGCAAGAAGGGUGACCUCAAGUUUGAAAAGGGGAAGCCACAGUACGACGAGGGCGAGAACAGCGCAGCCUACAACGCCGGUCUUCCUGUCGUUGCGUUCACCCUCACAGACGACUUUAAGAAGGCCUAUCCCCACGUGAAGCAGGAGUCUGUCAGCAAUCUGCUACGCGCUAAGCAAUACAUCAUCCCGAACUACCCUCUUCCUCCGAGCGAGGAGAAGACCGAGAUUUUGCGGGUCGUCGUACGCGAGAGUUUGUCUUUGGAUAUGAUUGAUCGACUGAUAACAGAUAUUUGCCAAGUCAUGGAGCAGUUGCAGAACACGAGUGCGACCGAUCUGGCAGCCUGGCAAUCGUCGAACCCCAGCGCCGAGAAGACGCAUGCAUCCCUUGGACACCGAGCUCACAACAGGCACAAAGCGAAGAGGCCUAUGCACGAGGGCGUGCACCGAUCUGUGUGUUAGUAUAUUUAGUCGCCAGAUACAAGCGAUCAGGUAGGGAUUAGGGAUGUAACCAAUGUAAACCACAUUCGGAAGCUCGUACCCGC